Molecule: messenger RNA, 916 nt
Organism: Hydractinia symbiolongicarpus
Lineage: Eukaryota; Metazoa; Cnidaria; Hydrozoa; Anthoathecata; Hydractiniidae
Exons: 2
Coding region: 61-471 (136 amino acids)
Source: RefSeq, a predicted model, not a curated record
AUAGUGAUGGAGGUGGUGUUAAGUUAGUGCUAGAGGUAGUACUGGACGUAACUGCAUGUAAUGCUAGAAGUGGUGUUAAAGGUAGUGCUAGAGGUAGUACUAGAGGUAGUGCUGGAGGCACUGCUGGAUAUAGUGUUAAAGGUGGUGCUAGAAGUAAGGCUUGAGGUAGUGCUAGAAGUGGUGUUAAAGGUAGUGCUAGAGGUAGUACUAGGGGUAGUGCUGGAGGUACUGCUGGAUAUAGUGUUAAAGGUGGUGCUAGAAGUAAGGCUUGAGGUAGUGCUGGAGAUAGUGCUAGCGGUAGUGCGUUUAGUAAAAACUAGUCUGGGUUGUCGAAAAAAAAAAAUAAAAAAAAUAAUCGAGACUUGCUUAUUUUCGUCACCGAGAAUGUUUUAUAACCAAAUUGGGUGUUUAAUAGAGGGUGGGCAUUUAUUGGAGGAUUUACGCGGGGCUAUAAAUCCGGAACUACGGUAGACGUCCGUUAUUUCGAAUGCCGCUUAAUUCGAACUUUCCGUUAUUUCGAACAAAUUGCUAAGUCCCUUGAGUUUGGUUUAAUAAAAUCUUAUAUUUUGAGCUGCUUAAUUCGAACUCCGAUAAUUCGAACAUUUCGAUAAUUCGAACAAUUUUUUAGUCCCAAGGCUACAUUAUGCUCGUUAAUUCGACCUUUUGUGUAUUGAUAAAUAAAAUCUUAUGGGGAAAUAAAAAAAAACGUUUUCUUUUUUUCCAUUUUUAUUGCAUCAAUGGUGGCAUCUUUCUUUCAAUUAUCGAUAAAAUUGACAUUUCCAAUAAAAUGAAGUUUACAAGGAAUUUGGAGACUUGCCCAUCUCGAAGCAAACAACGUUAAAAGAUUUUUAUAAAAACUUGUAGUAGAGUUGUAAUAAAGUUAUAUUAGCAUAACACCUUUAAACGUUUAUUAAAA